Molecule: messenger RNA, 1739 nt
Organism: Glycine soja
Lineage: Eukaryota; Viridiplantae; Streptophyta; Magnoliopsida; Fabales; Fabaceae
Product: eukaryotic translation initiation factor 3 subunit E-like
Exons: 8
Coding region: 165-1478 (437 amino acids)
Biological process (GO): translational initiation
Cellular component (GO): cytoplasm; nucleus; eukaryotic translation initiation factor 3 complex
Molecular function (GO): translation initiation factor activity
Source: RefSeq, a predicted model, not a curated record
CGACAUCGUUUACAUCCUUGUUUUUAAACCCUAUUCCUGAAUUCUGAGGACCCUUUCUCUGCAUCUAGCUUUUAUCGGAGCCGCUUUCUCCACUCGACCCCGCCACAGAAAGAAGUAGAAAUCGUAUCUAACCCUAAGCGUGGGUGUUGUGAGUGGUAAGAAGAAUGGCCGAGUACGACCUAACCCCGCGGAUGGCGCCGAAUCUGGACAGGCACCUUGUGUUCCCCCUCCUGGAGUUCCUGCAGGAGCGCCAGCUGUACGACGACAACCACAUCCUGAAGGCGAAGAUCGACCUCCUCAACAACACCAACAUGGUCGACUACGCCAUGGACAUCCAUAAAAGCCUAUAUCACACCGAGGAGGUACCCCACGACAUGGUCGACCGCAGGGCCGAGGUAGUCGCCCGCCUCAAGUCCCUCGAGGAGGCUGCCGCCCCCCUCGUUGCGUUCCUCCAGAACGCUGCUGCCGUGCAGGAGCUCCGUGCCGACAAGCAGUACAAUCUUCAGAUGCUCAAUGACCGAUAUCAGAUUGGUCCUGCACAGAUCGAAGCAUUGUACCAAUAUUCCAAAUUCCAGUUUGAGUGUGGAAACUACUCUGGUGCUGCUGACUAUCUUUAUCAAUACAGAGCUUUGUGCACAAAUAGUGAAAGGAGUUUGAGUGCAUUGUGGGGGAAGCUGGCAGCUGAAAUUUUGAUGCAGAACUGGGACAUUGCUCUUGAAGAGCUCAAUCGCUUGAAGGAAAUCAUUGAUUCAAAGAAUUUUGCAUCACCUUUGAACCAGGUGCAAAGCAGAAUAUGGCUGAUGCAUUGGAGUCUGUUCAUCUUUUUUAAUCAUGACAAUGGGAGAACACAAAUAAUUGAUCUGUUCAAUCAGGACAAGUAUUUAAAUGCUAUCCAAACUAGUGCUCCACACCUUUUACGAUACUUGGCCACAGCAUUCAUUGUUAACAAGAGGAGGAGGCCUCAAUUCAAGGAUUUUAUUAAAGUUAUUCAACAAGAGCAGCAUUCAUAUACGGACCCUAUCACUGAGUUUUUGGCUUGUGUUUAUGUCAACUAUGAUUUUGAUGGGGCACAAAAGAAGAUGAGGGAAUGUGAAGAAGUGAUUCUCAAUGAUCCCUUCCUUGGCAAAAGAGUUGAAGAAAGCAACUUUUCAACUGUACCACUAAGGGAUGAGUUCCUUGAAAAUGCUAGGCUAUUUAUCUUUGAAACAUACUGUAGAAUACACCAACGGAUUGACAUGGGAGUGCUUGCUGAGAAGUUAAAUUUGAAUUAUGAGGAGGCUGAGAGAUGGAUUGUUAAUCUCAUCCGUAGCUCAAAGCUUGAUGCCAAAAUUGACUCCGAAACUGGAACUGUUAUCAUGGAACCUAAUCAUCCAAAUGUGUAUGAGCAACUGAUAGACCAUACCAAGGCCCUUAACGGACGUACUUACAAGUUGGUCAGUCAACUUCUGGAACACGCACAAGCUCAAACUGCCCGGUAACUGUGUAGGUAGAUCGAUGAGAGUAUUUGUUUUAUCUUUCCUGAUGCAUCAAAUUGUUUUUGGCUAUGAUGUUUAUUUUGGAUUUAGAAUUACAUUCAAAUUUAUGGGUUGUAUACCGCAUGGAGUAAGUUCUUCUGAUGUUACUUGUAUCCAAACAAGUAGUAUUGAUAAACCAUUUUUUGAAGUAGGUUCUUCUGAUGUUACUUGUGGAUCCAAACAAGUAGUAUUGAUAACCAUUUUGCUUAACAUGUUUGCCAUGAA